GGUUUGCUGUUUUGAUAAACAAUAUGAUUGUUGAGACUGAUGCAGAUGUGAUCAAAUGGAGCGGUGGAAAUGGGAUUGCAAUAUACAAUGACUAUGUGGCCAUGAUGGAAGGAGACUGGAUGGAGUGCAGGGGUGAUUUAAUCAUAACUUUGCAACUCAAAUAUGAGUCCGGCAUUAAGAAGAUCGAUACAAUCCUAAAAGGUAUAGAGAUAUUUAAGUUGAGCAACCCUGACAACAAUCUUGCUGGUGUGAAUUGUGCUUUCACAACACAUGCUCCGUUUUCAAGGACACCAAGACUCCGAAAAUUACUUGUAGCCUUUGGCAAUAUAAAUACAAUUGCAACAGGUAUAAUUCUUGUCCUCACUCUAUUGAAUUUCAUUGUUUACCAUUUAAAUUGUUCGGAAUCAACAUUGGAUGAGGAGGAGUUGCACAGACAUCAAACCGGGCAGCAUUUGAAUAAUACUUUCCGUCGCUUCUCACUUGUUGAAAUUUGGUUGGCCACCAACUACUUUGAUGAUGAACUUGUCAUUGGUAAAGGUGGAUUUGGUAAUGUGUACAAAGGGCUCAUUGACAGGACCACGUGUGUUGCCAUAAAACGGAAAAAUUCGAAAUCCAAUCAAGGGGUUCGCGAGUUUCGUGCUGAGAUCGAUGCCCUUUCCAAGUUUCGGCACAAUCAUGUCGUCUCUUUGAUUGGCUACUGUGAUGAUUGUUAUGAGCUGAUCCUUGUUUACGAGUAUAUUGCCCGUGGGACCCUUGUUGAACAUCUCCACAAAACUAGUAGAAAUGGCAUGGGUAGUAAUUCUCCUCUUUCCUGGGAACGACGACUCAACAUUUGCAUUGGUGCCGCACGUGGGUUGGACUUCUUGCAUACGAGUAGCGGUGCCCACCAUGGAAUCAUACAUGGUGACGUGAAGAGUGCAAACAUUUUGUUGGAUGAAAAUUGGGUAGCUAAGGUUUCUGAUUUUGGAUUGUCCAGAAUGGACACUUCAGACAUAUCCCGCACCCACAUUAGCACUUUGAUUAAAGGUACAAUUGGGUAUCUGGAUCCGGUGUAUAUGAUGACUGGAAGACUGAGUAAGAGAUCAGACGUAUAUGGUUUUGGUGUGGUAUUGUUGGAAGUGUUGUGUGGGAAGAAGGCUACCGAUACUCUUGAGGAGGAGCAGUAUAGUCUAGCUACAUGGGGCAGACAAUGCAUUCGAGAAGGAACAAUUGAUCAGCUGGUUGAUCCCAGUGUGAAGGAGCAAAUCACACCUCAUUGUUUAAGAGGGUUUGCGGAAAUUGCCAACAAAUGCUUGCAUGAUCAACCAAAUGAACGUCCUACGAUGGCUGAAGUAGUGGCGAGACUCGAAUUAAUUAUAUUAGAGUUGCAAGGGAGGACUGACUCUUAUACAGAGCAAGUGGUUAUCGAUGUUGGUGGGACUUCCAAUGAGGGUGUUGAAUUGAGUAUUACAUCAGAGAAUUCUCCUUCUGUGUCUUCUUGCGAUUACAAUAUAUGUCCUGUGGAAGUACUAACUGAAAGCAGCUUGGAGAGUAUCACAUUGGAGUAUUCUCCUUCCGCGUCUUGCCAUUACAGCGUACCUCCUGUGGAAGUAAUAAAUGAAAGCAGCUUGGAGAGUAUUUCACCUGGAACAACUAAGAAUAUGGAAGUUGGGAAAAAGAAAGAUUAUGGUUUUAAUCACAGAUGGUGGAUGGGGUGGCAGUUGAAUUCAAAGACAAAAGCUUAUCCAAUGCCAGAGGUACAUUGUCAUCGCUUUUCCCUGGCAGAGAUUUGAGCCUCCACGAACCGUUUUAAUAUUGGUCGCCUCCUAAUGAUACGAAGUUAUCGUAGUAAUGUUUAUGUGGGUUAUAUAGAAAAAACGAAGGUUGCUAUCAAACGGUUCUCUAGAGAUUAUUCUUAUGAUUGGUUUUGCUCAGAGUUGGAGGUGCUGUCCCAGGUUCGAUGCAUGAACGUGGUGUCCCUGGUUGGGUACUGCUAUGAUGGGCAUGAGAUGAUCUUGGUGCACGAAUACAUGUCCAACGGUAGCCUAUCCGAUCGUCUCCACAGUUGUAAUAUUGAUAAUCAAUGUCUCUCAUGGAAGCAGAGGCUCCAAAUCUGCAUUGGUGUCGCCCAAGGACUGAACCACCUUCAUACAGGUGUGGAGGGGAAGACAAUUAUUCAUGGUGACGUGAAGCCGCACAACAUUCUCUUUGGUAAAAACUGGGUUGCAAAGAUUUCAGAUAUCAAUUUAUCCUUGUCGCGGUACCACGAGGUCAUCACCACAACAGUUUUGGAGGGAUCACUUGGCUAUCUUGAUCCAGAGCAUUUUCUUACUUCUCGAUUCACAAUAAAAUCUGAUGUUUACUCUUUCGGCGUGGUGUUGCUUGAAGUGUUGUGUGGGAGGGAGGCUUUUUUAUUCGAUGAACAGGAAAAGCAUAGGUUUCUAAGCAAGUGGGCCAUAGAGUGUAUAGAAGCAGGGUCAGUUGAAGAGAUCAUUGAUCCAUAUCUGAUGGGGAAGAUUUUGCCUCUUUCUUUGAGCGUGUUUGUGGAAAUUGCUAGCAACUGCUUGCUUCUCAGAAGUACUGAACGCCCUUCGAUGAUUGAUGUUGUGCGCAAACUCCAGCUGGCCCUGCAACUGCAGGAAACUGCUGAUGCUCCAUUGGAGUGAGGUGAUCAAAAUGGUCGAGCCUCCCAAUUACAAGAAAAGAAGAGAAUCUUUUUGAGGGGCGAGUAGAAGGAACCAACUAUAGUUCACACGAGUCAUUCUCAUUAGAGUGGCAUCCUGACUCCAUUUAUCAUUCUUCAUCAUCUUUGCAAGACAGAGCUCCCUCGCCCAGGUGAAUGACUUGUAUUCUUGUAAAACUUAAUAUAGAUUGGAUUCCAUCUUUUAAGAUAUAUAUACAUAUAUAGAGAGAGUAUGCGUGUGUGUUAAAGCUAAAUAUGCAAUCAGCGAAAGUUUGGACUGGUUGUAUACUACUAAUGGAUCAGAGCUUUGAAGAACCUUGAUGUUAAUUUCUUCAAGAAAAGCACGUGCCAUUGUUCUGUCUCUUACCCGGGAAAUGAUUUUUCAUUGGAAUAGAUGUUGUAUAUUGUGAUUUGAUGAUAAUCCUAUAAAUUUCAUUUGCAGGCUACAAUGUUUCUGAUUUUAAUGCAUAUUAAAAUGUCCAGACGUUUUUUGGCACAUGCGAAAAUCAACAAUGCAAAUUCAAAACAAUUAGUAAAAAAAUGGAAAACAGAAGUGAAAAAAAAAAAUACGCAACAAAAUUGCUACUGAAACAAUGCAACACUAUUCUUGUUCUUUUUCCUUCCUUUGUUAACUUUUACUGAAAAUUUUAAUUAAUGGAUCAAACAUUAGUCAUUUAUUUGAAGCAAAUUUUCCCAUGAACUUAAGUUCCUAAAUGCUCUGUUCCAAAUGUGCAAAACUAGAAACUUCUGGUCAAUUAAGCUCAAUCAAGAUGACUAUUGCAUUGAUUUUCUAAUUUUACAUUCUAAUAAUUAAACAACACUAUAUAUAUAUAUAUAUAUAUAUAUAUAUAUAUAUAUAUAGGAUUACUAUUAAGAUUGUUAAAAAAUCAACUUGAUGCCGAAUGUUAAGGCAACAUUAUACUAUAUAGGAUACUUGACAAUAGUAUGAGAAAUAGUAUGCAUUCUAAAAGGCUCAGUAUGAGAAAUAAUAUCCAUCAUAAAAGGCUUGAGAUUAAAAUUUUAUUAUACCACAUAAUGCUCCUUCUAACCUUUUAAAAUGACAAUCAAAUUACAAUAUGCUCACAUUUGGACCCUAGUUGACAAGCAUUCUAAGUCUAUGUUGGCAAAGUAGAAUAGAGCAUACCUCACCAGUGAUCAAAGCUUCUGAGAUGUUCCACUUCCUCAUAUCUGUUCUUAGAACUGGAGAAAGAUUUUCAACCUUAGAACUUCUGCUAGGGCUUUAUUUGGAAGGAGAGAAGCGGCAGGGCUUUGGGUGGUGCUUUCCUCUGUGAUGAGGAAUUGCUAAAGACGCUCUGUUCCCAUGAACAUAAGUUCCUAAAUUCUCUGUUCCGAAUGUGCAAAAACUUGAAAUUUUUGGUCAAUUAAGCUCGAUCAAGAUGACUAUUGCAUUGAUUUUCUAAUUUUACAUUCUAAUAAUUAAACAACUAUAUCUAUAUAGGAUUACUAUUAAGAUUUUUUAAAUAUCUGAUUGAUGUCAAAUGUGAGGGUAACAAUUGGUAGUUUCAUUGUUGUGUUGGAAACAUUUUCAUUUUUGUUUAUGAUUCAAUUGGUUGAGGAUGAUGCUACCAGACCAUAGGAGUCUCCUGAGGUUCUGCUCCAUCCCUUGAAUCACUUAGCCCAGAAAGUUUGCACACUCAGGAGAAUGACCUUAGUGUGCUGAAGUCUGCCUGAAAAUGGAAACAUUCUAGAACUCUAACUGGUUAUUAUAACAGAAAUUUUAUCAAGAUAACACCUGCAAUUGAUCAAGAGUUGUGAGUUUUGUGGAGAUUAAAGAAACACCAAGAUAUAUAAGUGGUAGAUGACCCUCCUGGAAACCAAGGAGAUGAAGAAUGGAGGCUUUAGAGGACUGUGGGACAGCUGAAAGGAAUACAGAGCUUUUGGACAGGUUAGGAACUAGAUCAGAAAAAGCUGAAAAGGAAUUCAAAGCAUCAUUAAGGACAUUGACAAAUUUAAAAUUACCAUAAGAAAAUAGCUUGAGGUCAUCCGCAAAAGAUGAGCGAGUGAUUUGAAGAGGCUUGCAUCUCCAAUGGCACCUAAAAUGGGGGCUUGAGGCAACCAUCUUCUGAACAAUUGAAGAAUGGUCAUCCAUGACUAUAACAAAAAAACUGAUUUCAUUUGUUUAUGAAUUCACAUGGACUUUUUCUGUUUCCAUAAGUAGCGGUCAGAGGAAUGCUACACAAAUAAUUUACAAUAACUUAUCGAUGAAACAAGAGCAGAAUUUAUUUGCGUGUAAGAUGGGAUUCUAGUAGGAUUUACCUUUGAUUUAAUUGGAUUCUCUUAUGUACAGGAGAGAGUCUAAGUGCUGUUUAAAGAUUUGUGAUAGGUUACAUUAUCAAGUCAAAUGAAAUUUAGUGACAUGAGAGGUCAUGAAAACCAUGAGCACAAAGAGUUUGUAAAGUGGACCAUAUUUACACAGCAGGGCCGGUCAUGAAAAUAUAUUCAUUCAUCACCGCAAUAAUUGUGUAUACAUAUGGCUAUCUCUAUCCAAAGUAUAUUGCAAACUGGUUGAUUUAUGAAAAAAAUCUGAUGUUUACUCUUUCGGCGUGGUGUUGCUUGAAUUGUUGUGUUGGAGGCGAGCAGUAUCAUUCGAUAGACCUGAAAAGCCGAGGCUUCUUAGCAGGUGGGCCAUAGAGUGCAUGUAAGCAGGGUCAGUUGGAGAGAUCAUUGAGGCUUCUUUCUUUGAGAGUGUUUGUGGAAUUUGCUAGCAAAUGUUUGCUUCUCAGAGGGCCUGAAUGCCCUUCAAUGAGUGAUGUUGUGCGCAUACUCGAGCUCGCUCUGCAAUUGCAGGAAACUGCUGAUGCCCCAUUGGAGAAUGAGGUGAUCAAAAUGGUCGAGCCUCCCAAUUACAAGAAAAGAAGAGACUCCUUUUAAGGGACUAUUAGAAGUAACCAACUAUAGUUCACGAGUUAUUCUUGUCAGAUGGGCAUCCUGACUCCAUUUAUCGAUCUUCAACAUCUUUGCAGGACAUAGAGCUCUCUGGCCCAGGUGAAUAACUUAUGUUCUUGUAAAACUUAAUAUAGGUUGGCUUCCAUCUUUUAAGAUAUAUAUUUGUAUGUAUAUAUAUAUAUAUAGACGGAGAGUGUAUAUGUGUGUGUUUUAAAGCUAAAUAUGCUAUCAGCGAAACUUUGAUGUUAUCAGUUGUACACUAUUAGUGUAUCAGAGCUUUGAAGAACUUUGAUGUUAAUUUCUUCAAGAAAAGCACGUGGUGGUGUUCUGUCUUUUACACAGGAAAUGAUUGUGAAUAGAUGGUGCUUAUUGUGAAUAGAUGGUGCUUAUUGUGAA
Messenger RNA from Cornus florida, 5965 nucleotides. Its product is annotated as receptor-like protein kinase FERONIA. Bases 24 to 1772 code for a protein of 582 amino acids. The transcript is spliced from 3 exons. NCBI's taxonomy places the organism in Eukaryota, Viridiplantae, Streptophyta, Magnoliopsida, Cornales, Cornaceae. Gene Ontology annotation, molecular function: ATP binding; transmembrane receptor protein tyrosine kinase activity. The record is from RefSeq and is a predicted model, not a curated record. Gene Ontology annotation, cellular component: plasma membrane; plasmodesma. Gene Ontology annotation, biological process: protein autophosphorylation.